AUGGACGUAGACGUAGAUGCCGCCCCGCCCUGCAAUACUCCGCCCUAUGAGAUUGCAAGCGUUACAGGAAUUCUUCAUGCUCAUUCCACGCAUUCCACCCGUGUCUCUUCAGCAGUGUCGUGUCCCGUCGAGGUCGCUUUUCCGGAGGGUUCGUUCUCGAGCCCAGGGCGCUCGCUCGUUCCUCUUGCGACCGUAAACUGUGAAAAAUUUCCGCGCCCCAUUUUAUUACUUCUACCCACUACCACUACAACAAUAACAACAACAACAACAACAACAACAACAACAACAACAACAAUCUCUACAACUCUUCUUCCCACGAUAAUAGUAAAGAGUGUUUGA
Molecule: messenger RNA, 339 nt
Organism: Cercopithifilaria johnstoni
Lineage: Eukaryota; Metazoa; Nematoda; Chromadorea; Rhabditida; Onchocercidae
Source: the annotation of a GenBank genome assembly